Messenger RNA from Olea europaea var. sylvestris, 738 nucleotides. Its product is annotated as probable methyltransferase PMT15. The annotation marks the transcript as partial. The record is from RefSeq and is a predicted model, not a curated record. The transcript has a single exon. Gene Ontology annotation, molecular function: methyltransferase activity. Gene Ontology annotation, cellular component: trans-Golgi network; cytoplasm; endosome. NCBI's taxonomy places the organism in Eukaryota, Viridiplantae, Streptophyta, Magnoliopsida, Lamiales, Oleaceae.
AUGGGAGGUCCAAGUCCACCAUACUAUACGCCACUGUCUAAACCCACGGCCAACGCCACCACUUAUUGGAGAAAACCCAAAAUCUACUCAUUUGCUUUUGUAACAAUCCUUUGCUCUCUGUCCUAUCUUUAUGGUGUUUGGCAGCACGGCACUGGCGCCACCACCUCCGGCCUCCGUACAGCCACCUCUUGUAUUUUUUCCAAAAACACAACCACUGUAAAAACACAGUACUCAUCAUCAUCAAAAGCAUCGUCCUCCACCGGUACACAACUAGACUUCGCCAGCCACCAUUUCACCGACGACGGCGGAGCCACCACCUUUGCUGAAGAAACCGUGAAGAAAUACCCACCAUGUGAUAUCAAGUACAGCGAGUACACCCCAUGUGAGGACCCCAAAAGGUCACUGAAAUUUGAGAGGGACAGGUUGAUAUACAGAGAAAGGCAUUGCCCGGAGAAGAAUGAACUUCUCAAGUGCCGAGUUCCGGCGCCCCACGGGUACAAAAACCCGUUCAAGUGGCCGCUCAGCCGGGAUCUGGCGUGGUACGCUAAUGUACCACACAAGGAGUUGACAGUGGAGAAGGCGGUUCAAAAUUGGAUUAGAUAUGAAGGUGACCGCUUCAGAUUCCCCGGCGGGGGUACCAUGUUCCCUAAUGGUGCUGAUGCAUAUAUUGAUGAUAUUGACAAGUUAAUUAAUCUUAAAGAUGGAUCCAUUAGAACUGCCCUUGAUACUGGCUGCGGG